AUGGUUUCAACACGCAGCAGCACUCGAAGGGUAGCGGAUUCAUCACCACCUGCCUUCUCAUUUGUCGCUAGCCCCUCGACCUCGAAUGGCAACAGCAGCGGUAUCAGCAAGAAGCGCGGUGGAGAGAGCAAUGGCGAUGCACUGGGCCACGAGGCAAAGCGCCAGAAAAUUGCAGAACCUGUGGACAAGACACGAUGGCGCCUGAACGCUGACGGCGGGCGUCACACCUGGCACUACCUCGAUGACGACGAGGCCGUAAGAAAAUGGCCCCAGUCGUACGCAGACAAGUGGUACCUCGACUUGCCCCUUGUAGCGCCGAAGCUGACGAUGCGCGUGCACUCGCAGGACCUGCCCGACCUGCCCAAACCAAAAGCUCCCAUUGACGCUGUUAGCAACGGCCUGACCUUCUUCGAACACCUGCAACUACCGCCUGGCCACUGGGGCUGCGAGUAUGGUGGGCCCAUGUUCCUGCUGCCCAUGUAUGUCCUCGGCUGCUAUGCCACCAAGACCCCGAUCCCCGAAAUUCAGAAGAAGGAGAUCAAAAAUUAUCUCUUUGCGCGGGCGCAUCCUGAGGAUGGGGGAUGGGGCUUGCACAUUGAGGGUGAAAGCACGGUCUUGGGCACCACCUUCAACUACAUUGUACUGCGGAUGGUGGGCAUGGACUCCGAGCACCCAGUUCUAGUCAAGGCGCGGGCGACGCUGCACAAGUUGGGCGGUGCGACCCAGGCACCCCACUGGACCAAGUUCUGGCUGGCCGCUCUGGGUCUCUGCAAGUACGAAAUGGUCAAUCCUGCGCCGCCCGAGCUGUGGCUUCUGCCGGACUGGGUACCUAUCGCUCCCUGGCGGUGGUGGAUCCAUAUCAGGAUGGUCUUUCUUCCUAUGUCGUACGUGGCAUCGAAGAAGUGGGCGUGUGAUGAGACGGAGCUCAUCCGGGAUCUGCGGAAAGAGAUAUUCAUCGAGCCGUGGGAGUCGAUCAACUGGGCAGCGCACAGGAACACCAUCUGUCCCCGCGACAAUUACCACCCGAAAUCAUGGCUACUGAACACCGCAAAUUGGUUCCUGGCGAAUGUCUGGGAGCCUUACGUUAGGCCAGGUUUCCUCAAGGACAGAGCCGAGACAUGGGUGGGCGAACUGCUGAACAUGGAAAUGGACAACACAGACUACGCCUGCCUCGCACCCGUCAGCCAGCCCAUGACCCUUCUCUGUUGUUAUAUCCGAGACGGACCCGACUCAUACUCGGUCCGGAGGCUACGGGAGCGUAUGGCCGAUGCUCUCUGGGUGAACAGUGAGGGCCUGAUGGUCUGCGGGACGAAUGGUGUUCAGUCAUGGGACACAGCAUUUGCCAUCCAGGCCGUCAUCAGCGCCGGCCUCGCUGAGGAUGCGCGUUGGCGACCUAUGCUCACCAAGGCGCUGGAGUUUCUCGACGACCAGCAGAUCCGGGAGAACGUCAAAGACAUGGAAAAAUGUUACCGUCACCCACGAAAAGGUGCAUGGGCAUUCAGCAACAAGAUCCAGGGCUACGCGGUCAGCGACUGCGUAUCCGAGGCACUCAAGUCGGUUAUAUCGCUGCAGAAGACACCAGGAUACCCACAACUUCUGGACGAUCGUCGCAUCUUCGAUUCUGUUGAUACCUUGUUGACAUACCAAGACCCCAAGACCGGCGGGUGUGCUUCGUACGAGCGUCCGCGAGGAGACCAAUGGAUGGAGGCACUGAACGCGGCGGAGGUCUUUGGUAACAUCAUGGUCGAGUACCUGUAUCCAGAAUGCACGACCGCUGCUGUAACGACGUUGUCGCUCUUCCAAAAACACUGGCCUGACUACAGGACGGAUGAGAUCACGCAGUUCAUCACCCGUGCGGUGAGCUGGAUAAAAACGGCACAGUACGAGCAUGGAGGAUGGUAUGGAAGCUGGGCCAUCUGCUUCACGUAUGCGACCAUGUUUGCCCUGGAGAGCCUGGCAACGAUAGAUGAGACAUACGAGAACAGCGAGCACGCCAGGCGGGGCUGUGACUUUCUGAUCUCCAAGCAGCGCGAGGACGGUGGGUGGUCCGAGGCAUAUCAGGCAUGCGAACAGCACAAGUAUAUUGAGCAUCCCGCUGGAUCGCAAGUGGUCAUGACCGCCUGGGCACUAAUUGGUCUCAUGAAUGCCAAUUAUCCGCAUGUCGAACCGCUCAAGAAGGGCGUCAGGCUCAUCAUGGACCGCCAGCAGCCGAACGGCGAGUGGAAGCAGGAAGCUAUCGAGGGCGUGUUCAACAAGAGCUGCUGUAUCUCGUACCCAAACUACAAGUUUACCUUUACCCUCAAGGCGCUGGGUAUGUUUGCGAAACGAUAUCCAUAUGAAACUAUGUAA
Cryphonectria parasitica EP155 is the source of this 2349-nucleotide messenger RNA. RefSeq names its product terpene synthase. Gene Ontology annotation, cellular component: lipid droplet. Gene Ontology annotation, biological process: triterpenoid biosynthetic process; ergosterol biosynthetic process. The coding region runs from base 1 to 2349 and encodes 782 amino acids. Gene Ontology annotation, molecular function: lanosterol synthase activity. The record is from RefSeq and is a predicted model, not a curated record. NCBI's taxonomy places the organism in Eukaryota, Fungi, Ascomycota, Sordariomycetes, Diaporthales, Cryphonectriaceae. The transcript has 3 exons.